AUGCGUUUUUUAUUUCUCCUUGGCAUCUUCAUCUCCUGCUCCUGCGCCCGCGGAGGCUGUGAGCCGAAGAUUGUAAACAUCGGAGCGGUUCUGAGCCAGAAAAGGUUCGAACAAGGGUUCAAAGAAGCAGUUGCCCAGGCCAACACACUGUACGGGAAGGAUAAGUUCAAGCUGAACGCCAUCUCUGUUACUCACAAACCCAACGCCAUUCAGAUGGCCCUCUCUGUCUGCGAGGACCUCAUCUCAAACCAGGUGUAUGCUAUCCUAGUGAGUCAUCCGCCCCAGUCCAACGACCAUCUAACCCCAACGCCAGUCUCCUACACCGCCGGCUUCUACCGCAUCCCCGUGGUCGGGCUCACCACGCGCAUGUCCAUCUACUCCGACAAAAGUAUCCACCUGUCCUUCCUGCGCACCGUCCCGCCCUACUCCCAUCAGGCCCAGGUGUGGUUCGACAUGAUGCGCGAGUUCCGCUGGAACCACAUCAUCCUCAUCGUGAGCGACGACCACGAGGGGCGGGCCGCCCAGAAGAAGCUGGAGACGCUCCUGGAAGAGAGAGAGACCAAGGCAGAGAAAGUUCUCCUGUUCAGCCCAGAGACCAACCUGACAUCUCUGCUGCUGGAGGCCAGGGACCUGGAGGCGCGGGUCAUCAUCCUCUCUGCCAGCGAGGACGAGGCCGCAGCCGUGUACAAGGCCGCGAGGCAGUUGAACAUGACAGGCUCUGGUUACGUGUGGCUGGUCGGAGAGAGGGAGAUGUCUGGUAAAGCUCUGAGCGAGGCCCCAGAUGGCCUGCUGGGGCUCCAGCUGAUCAACGGGAAGAACGAGUCGGCCCACAUCACGGACGCCGUGGCGGUCGUGGCCCAGUCCCUCCAGGAGCUGUUUGAGAAGGAGAACAUCACGGAGCCGCCGCGAGGCUGCGUGGGCAACACCAACAUCUGGAGAACCGGCCCACUAUUCAAACGAGUGCUGAUGUCGGCUAAGUAUCCAGACGGCCUGACAGGAAGGAUCGAGUUCAACGACGACGGAGAUCGUCGCUUUGCCACUUACAGCAUCCUCAACUACCACAAGACUCGCAUGGUGCAAGUGGGCGUGUUCAACGGAACGCAGGUGGUGAUGAACAACCAAAGGAAGAUCAUCUGGCCUGGGGGAGAGACCGAGAAGCCCAGAGGAUACCAGAUGUCCACCAGGCUGAAGAUCGUGACCAUCCACCAGGAGCCGUUUGUGUACGUCCAGGCCACCAAGCCUGACGGAACCUGCAAGGAGGAGAAGGCCGUCAACGGAGUCACCAUGAAUAAAGUCAUGUGUAACGGGCCCAACGGAACCAUCCCAGGCCAGCCUAUCGUUCCACAGUGUUGCUACGGUUUCUGCAUUGAUCUGCUGAUCAGGCUGGCCAAUACCAUGAACUUCACCUACGAGGUUCACCUGGUGGCUGAUGGGAAGUUUGGGACCCAGGAACGUGUCAACAACAGCAAUAAGAAGGAGUGGAACGGGAUGAUGGGGGAGCUGCUUGGAGGCCUGGCCGACAUGAUCGUGGCUCCUCUCACCAUCAACAACGAGCGCGCUCAGUACAUUGAGUUUUCCAAACCGUUCAAGUACCAGGGCCUCACCAUCCUGGUCAAGAAGGAAAUCCCUCGCAGCACUCUGGAUUCCUUCAUGCAGCCGUUUCAGAGCACACUGUGGCUGCUGGUGGGUCUGUCGGUCCAUGUGGUGGCGGUGAUGCUCUACCUAUUAGACCGGUUCAGCCCAUUUGGAAGGUUUAAAGUGAAUAGUGAAGAAGAAGAAGAAGAUGCCCUCACCCUCUCCUCUGCGAUGUGGUUCUCAUGGGGAGUGCUGCUCAACUCCGGGAUAGGAGAAGGAGCACCCCGGAGUUUCUCAGCAAGAAUCUUAGGUAUGGUGUGGGCUGGGUUUGCCAUGAUCAUAGUGGCAUCCUACACUGCCAACCUGGCAGCCUUCCUGGUGCUGGACCGGCCUGAGGAGCGCAUCACCGGCAUCAACGACCCCAGGCUGCGUAACCCAUCAGACAAGUUCAUCUACGCCACGGUGAAGCAGAGCUCCGUGGACAUCUACUUCCGGCGGCAGGUAGAGCUCAGCACCAUGUACCGCCACAUGGAGAAGCACAACUACGAGUCUGCUGCCGAGGCCAUCCAGGCCGUACGAGACAACCUGCUGCAUGCGUUCAUCUGGGACAGUGCCGUGUUGGAGUUUGAGGCGUCCCAGAAGUGUGACCUGGUGACCACAGGAGAGCUGUUCUUCCGUUCUGGCUUUGGCAUUGGUAUGAGGAAGGACAGUCCCUGGAAGCAGAACGUGUCGCUGUCCAUUCUCAGUUUCCAUGAGAACGGAUUCAUGGAAGAUCUAGACAAGACCUGGGUCAGGUACCAGGAGUGUGACUCCAGGAGCAACGCCCCGGCAACACUUACGUUUGAAAACAUGGCUGGUGUGUUUAUGCUGGUUGCCGGGGGCAUCGUCGCAGGGAUCUUCCUGAUCUUCAUUGAGAUUGCCUACAAACGACACAAGGAUGCCCGUCGGAAGCAGAUGCAGCUGGCCUUUGCUGCGGUCAACGUCUGGAGGAAAAACCUGCAGGAUAGGAAAAGUGGUAGAGCAGACCCCGAGCCCAGACAGAAAGACUCUUUUAGGUCCAUCAGUUCCAACCUGGGCUCCAGCGUCAAGAGGCCUAGGUCCUCCAGAGACACGCCCUACCCGACAGACAUAACUGGACAGCUCAACCUAGCAGAUCCCUCCGUCAGCACCGUGGUGUGAGCGGGAGGAACAAGAAAGAGAGCGAUCGAGGUAAAGAGAGACUGAAGAGAGAGAGACGAUCCUGGUUUGUUGGGACCACGCUGCUGUGCUUCCGGGGCCACCGCCC
Molecule: messenger RNA, 2860 nt
Organism: Hypomesus transpacificus
Lineage: Eukaryota; Metazoa; Chordata; Actinopteri; Osmeriformes; Osmeridae
Product: glutamate receptor ionotropic, NMDA 1-like
Exons: 20
Coding region: 1-2754 (917 amino acids)
Biological process (GO): monoatomic ion transport; regulation of membrane potential; ionotropic glutamate receptor signaling pathway
Cellular component (GO): synapse; NMDA selective glutamate receptor complex; neuron projection
Molecular function (GO): NMDA glutamate receptor activity
Source: RefSeq, a predicted model, not a curated record